Messenger RNA from Schistosoma curassoni, 1476 nucleotides. Lineage: Eukaryota; Metazoa; Platyhelminthes; Trematoda; Strigeidida; Schistosomatidae. The record is from the annotation of a GenBank genome assembly.
AUGGGUUUGUGUCAGAAGUUUGACGGUCUUUGUCAACCAAAAACCAGAAGAUGGGUUGGGAUUACUGUUGGAAUACUGGAACUAUUUUUUUUUGGAGGAUAUUACUACGGUUUCAAUUCCCUUAUACCAGCUUGGAAAUCAUUAGGGGUGUCUGCAUAUAAUUGUAGUAAUGCAACGAAUACCUGUUUAUAUGAUGACUCUAUAUUUGGAAAUGGUUUUAUUGUUUGGAUUGUCACGCAAAAUUGUCUUAUUUCAUUCUCUGGUAUAUUCAUGGAUAAAGUUGGAUUAAGGGCUUUAAAGUUGGUAGCUAUAACCAUGUAUUUUGUUGGAACACUAUUAUUUGCCUUUAUUCAUAGGGAAACAGAACCAUUGUAUUAUAUUGCCGGUAUAUUGGUCGCUAUAGGAAGUACUUCAAAUCUUAUAUGCAAUCAACAUAUCACUUCGAUGUUUCCAAAAUAUCGAGGGUUCGGAAUAUCUCUUCUCUCUGGUGCUUUUGACUCUAGCACACUAAUAGCAUUUAUACUUUCUGAAACAUAUUCACAGUUUUCAUUACAGAAAUCAUUCAUUAUCCUAGCGAUUGUUUCUAUAUGUGUUGGUCUAUUCAUGGCUACAUUUAUUUUAACCACAAGAUCAGAUGACAUGAGAAAAUUUGCAAACAACUUUAGCGAUGCUGUAACAAGUGAGAAUGUUGGUGAACAGGAGAAACUGUCUCAAGGAUGCGUCAGGGAUAAUAAUGAAAACACGCCAUCAUUGGAUAAAGAGGCAAAAAAUAUUGAAGUAUCUAGAAGAAUCAAAAUGAUAAUAGACCUCCGUUAUCAAUCAAUAAAAGAUUGUAUAAUAUCGCUACCAUUCUUGCUUAUUACAAUAUGGUUUAUGCUUGGAUUAUUUCGUUUUUCAACAUUUCUUGGACAAUUACAACGUAUCAUAAACGAAUUGUUUCCAAACGACAUAAUAACCAUUGAUCAUCUAUUGCAAAUUUCAUCAGCAUUUUCAAUGUGUGGAUUUUUAGCCGCUCCAAUUACUGGUUUCAUAAUGGAUAUAUCGCAAGCCUAUUGUAGGCGAAAAAUUAUGCGAAAUGACUAUAAUAUAAAUGACCAGCAUCAUAAAAAUCAAAUUUAUUAUACAUAUAUAUUCGGUUUAGCGCCUGCACUACUUUUUAUGGCAUUUUGUGCUAUGCUCAUAAGCUGUUUAAUAUUCAUACCGAAUCGUGUGGCUUAUUAUUUUGCAUUUCUGUUUUUUGUUAUGCUACGUUCAUUGUUAUUUAGUGCAUCUGUAGGCUUUUGCUUGACUGCUUUUCCUGUACAUUACUUCGGAACAGUAUGUGGUAUAUUAAAUUCAAUUGGUGGUAUAUUCAGUCUAUUACAAUAUGCAUUUCAGUAUACAAGUAGCGCAGAAAUAGCUAAUAUUAUCAUAACUAUUUGUUCUGUUGGCUUAUUUAUACCGCCUGUUAUUCUGUUUAAAAUGAAAAGUCGGUAA